AAAAGUCCCAGCACACAGCAUUCAAUGGAGAUCAAGUGAAGGGGGGUUCGAGUUAUUCUCGCCGUUGCCACUGUCUUCCAGCGAGCAGAUUCACACUACUAGCCAGUCAUCUCCAAUGCAGGCAUAUAAUCAGGCUAUCAAUGAUUUGGACAAGGAACUUGACUUUUUAAAGAAUGCAUUUGAGAACAAUCCACGCAUAAAAUCUGCCACAGACAGAUACAGGCUGAGCAACCAAAAGCCUCCUGUGAAAGACAGAAUAGAAGAAUUCCCAGCAGAUUUGUAUAGACCGAGAUUGCCCUUUCAGACCUUGCCUUUUAGCAGACCUUGCCUUUACCUAUAUGCUGCUAUAUUGGCUAUCUUUCUCCGUUUACCCAAGCUCGAACUGGAUUUUGCAAUCUCUAAAGCUGGAAAAUAUGGGAUUAAGCUAAUUUUGAGCUUGGUGAAUAACUACAAAAAUUUGGGAGGAAGGACACAGUAUGUGGACUGGGCAAGAAGUCAGGGGCAGUACUUAUCUUCUGAUGAGGAUUUCUUAACAAACUCUGUGGCUUGCAUUACAGAAUUGGCUCCUUACUUGAAAUCUAUAGAUGGUAAUCACUUACUAGAACCUGGUUUGGAAGGAUUUUAUGGAAAAUUAGAAUCUCAGAAGCAGCAAUAUAAUCCAAACUUUCAAGUUGGAACCGAUUUCGGAGCAAAUAAUCAGAUUACAGGCAUUGAUUUUGCUAUAGUAUGCUUUGGGUUAAGCUUUCGAUUAUACAAGCAUUGAUAUAUGAGUUACUACUUGAUACAUUCAUAUCACAUGAGUUAUUUAAUGACUUCUGUGCAAUCACUUUAUGUUUAAC
Ilex paraguariensis (yerba mate) is the source of this 839-nucleotide messenger RNA. NCBI's taxonomy places the organism in Eukaryota, Viridiplantae, Streptophyta, Magnoliopsida, Aquifoliales, Aquifoliaceae. The record is from the annotation of a GenBank genome assembly.